AUGCCAGACCCUUCCUCCUCCUCAGCGCAGCUGCUCCAGAACUCGCAGCCACCAGCUUCAGUCGCAGACAAGGCUGCCACCGCCCGUCCAUACAAGUGUCCUUAUCCACUUUGUGGACGCGCGUUCAGUCGAUUAGAGCACCAGACCCGUCACAUCCGCACGCACACGGGAGAGAAACCAUUCGCAUGUACGCAUCCUGGGUGCGAGAAGCGCUUCAGUCGUUCGGAUGAGUUAACGCGCCAUGCACGCAUACAUACUGACCGCGACGGUCAUGCCCGUGCUGCAAACAGCAGACAUGCUGCGGUCCAUGCAGAAAAGAACAGCAUUGUGCAUGCUCCGUCCAAUGGUUCGGCAUCGGGUUUGCCGUUAACUGCAAGCGGAGAGACGAAUUAUGGGAAGUCCAGGAGCAUGUCCAUGGGCGACCUCACUAAGCUUAGAAUGUCCACUAUCUCGGGCUCCGCUACUGAAGACCGAGAAGCGUCCGGAAGCAGUACACGCGUGAAGAAGAAAGCGCGAAGUCGCGCUAACAGCGACGACGAGGUGUGUUUUUUAAAGUUCUUCAACACGUUUAUCUCCCCUUAA
This is a messenger RNA of Fomitiporia mediterranea MF3/22, 582 nucleotides long. RefSeq lists its product as uncharacterized. The coding region runs from base 1 to 582 and encodes 193 amino acids. Gene Ontology annotation, molecular function: RNA polymerase II cis-regulatory region sequence-specific DNA binding. Gene Ontology annotation, cellular component: cytoplasm; nucleus. Lineage: Eukaryota; Fungi; Basidiomycota; Agaricomycetes; Hymenochaetales; Hymenochaetaceae. The transcript is spliced from 2 exons. The record is from RefSeq and is a predicted model, not a curated record.